GGGAGAGGUCGCAUUGACAACGUGACGUCACAAACAACGAUCAUUCAAGAGAGAAAUAUGUCGGCGUGCAAGAGGAACAAGUGAUAGUUAUUGUGUAAAAAUAUUCGUGAUUCGGUAUUCCAAAUUAGUAACUAAUUAUACAUAAAGACUUAUUUCAAAUUAAUAAACUAUGGCACAAAUAAUCGGAAUAGGAAAACCGGACUACAUAGUUGGUGGAAAAUAUCGUUUAGUUCGCAAAAUCGGUAGUGGAUCAUUUGGUGACAUUUACUUGGGCAUAAAUAUCACAAAUGGAGAGGAAGUUGCCGUAAAAAUUGAACAAAUUAGAGCCAGACAUCCCCAACUUUUAUACGAAAGUAGACUGUACAAAAUCCUCCAUGGUGGAAUAGGAAUACCACAUAUUAGGUACUAUGGCCAAGAGAAAGAGCACAACGUCCUGGUGAUGGACCUGCUGGGUCCGUCGCUCGAGGACCUGUUCAACUUUUGCUCGCGCCGCUUCACCAUCAAAACGGUGCUCAUGCUGGCCGACCAGAUGAUCGGGCGCAUCGAGUACGUCCACUGCAAAUCCUUCAUACAUCGCGACAUCAAGCCCGACAAUUUCCUCAUGGGCAUCGGUCGUCACUGCAACAAGCUGUUCCUGAUCGAUUUCGGCCUUGCCAAGAAGUACAGAGACACUCGCACCCGCAUGCACAUCCCUUAUCGCGAGGACAAAAAUUUGACCGGUACAGCGCGAUACGCCUCCAUCAAUGCUCAUCUCGGCAUCGAGCAGUCGAGGCGAGACGACAUGGAAUCGUUGGGCUACGUGCUCAUGUACUUCAACAGAGGCUGUUUGCCCUGGCAAGGUCUGAAAGCCGCCACCAAGAAGCAAAAGUACGAGAAAAUUAGCGAAAAGAAGAUGUCCACGCCCGUUGAGGUGCUCUGCAAGGGUUUCCCCGCCGAGUUCUCGAUGUACCUGAACUACUGUCGCGGGCUGCGGUUCGAGGAAGCGCCCGACUACAUGUACCUGCGACAGUUGUUCCGCAUCCUGUUCCGCACGCUCAACCACCAGUACGACUACACCUUCGACUGGACGAUGCUGAAGCAGAAGGCGGCGGCGUCGGGCGGCGCCGUCGGCACCUCGGCGCAGCCGCAGACCUCCCAAGCCCUCACCCAACAGCCAGGCAACCGUUAACGCGUAAUUAAUACGUGCACCGACUGGGCUUGGGCCAACUCCGUAAAAAUAUUGGUUGGUUUAAUCUUUUUUGAAUUAACACAAGCAAAAAUAUAAAUUUUGGUCCCCUUAGAGGGUGGUCCGACUCUUUUAUAUUUAAAAUUAAAAUUUUUAUUAUAAGUGAGCAUAUUUACGAAUUAUAAUUUUACUUUUAUCUAAACUAUAAAAAAAAAUAACCGUCGUCUAAGCGGAAUACUGUAUAAAAACCUAUAUAAGAUUAAAUAAUAAUUAAAAAAUAAAACAAACAAAAAAUUAAAUGAGAGCCUGCGGCCACUUACAAAUUAGGCCCCGCGCUCGAACAAAAGUGUAUGUAAGUAUAAAACAAAAAAUUGUAUGAAAUGUGAUCGAAUGAGAGCAAGUCAGGCUGUAUUAUUUAAACUUUAUUAUUAAGCGUAGAUUAUGAAAAAUAUGAUGAAUUCAAGGAACAACAAGGAAACAAGCAAUUCAUCGUAUCAAUAAGGGAGUACACUAACGUAAACUUUAAAACUGCUACGUUGCAAAAUUUGUACGUUGUUUUCUAAUGUAGCCGGUAAAAUGUGUGGUGUUUACGUAUUUGUUUAUUGAUCACGAACUGAUAAUAAUAAGAGACGCGAAAAAUAUAAUAAAAACGUCGCAAUUUUUCGAUUUACAAUUUCCAUUAUCGGUGUAGUAAUUUGUAAAAAAAAUAAUUAGCUUCGUGUACGAUUUUUCACGGAAACCUUCGUUCAAUUUCCUAUUAGUAUAAGUCAACCAAAUGCAAUGCUUCCGACAAAAAGUUAUAUAAUAAACACGUAAACCCUAAACACAAUGGAAUUUUUUUGCCAAAUAAAAUGUUGUCAAAAAAACUACAUUCUAUUUAGGACAAUUUGUGAUAGAAUUAAACGUAAAAAACGAGUCCAGAUUAGAGUAGGGGAAGGUUGCGUUUCAUUGGCUGAUGGUCGUUUUAAAUUAAAUAAAGGUUGCUGUGAUUGGUUCAUCAAUUAUAUCUCACAAUAAUUUUUUCGUUUAAAAUUAAGUGUAAAUUCGCAGUAUGUUAAAUAAAAAAACUUAUUCAGUAGCGGGCGUAAUCAACACCUGCCAUUAUAGCAAAACAUGUUUACAUUAUUAACAUCCGUUUAAUAAAAAUUUAAAUGUAUAAAGUCAGUGUGUGUACUAUUAUUACUAUUAUUAAUAUGCCAAUCUGUAAGUUUAGGUUUAUUGUUAUUUGUGUAAUAUGAUUUCUUCUCUCAUUUAUAUUUAGUAACACUAUUAUGAUAGUUUUUUUGGGCUGAUCGCCGUUAUUUUUAAGUUCAUAACAGUUCGACAUUUGUAAUGGUACUGUUACAAGGUAUUGCGAAAAUAAAAAGUCUAAAAUACA
Messenger RNA from Brassicogethes aeneus, 2543 nucleotides. NCBI's taxonomy places the organism in Eukaryota, Metazoa, Arthropoda, Insecta, Coleoptera, Nitidulidae. The record is from the annotation of a GenBank genome assembly.